AUGUUUAUGUACCAGUAUACCGAUAUCAAGGUGGAGGUGAAAGGUCGCAUUGGAAUCAUCAAGUUCAAUCGGCCCAAAUCUUUGAAUUCUUUCGGGGGAAACCUGCUGAUCGACACACUACACGCGGUCAAAGAGCUCGAUGAACAUCCCGAAACGGUGUUUACCGUGCUGACAGGAGAAGGGCGCUUCUUCUCAGCUGGGGCAGAUGUUCGAGCUUCCCGGCCGCUGGAUGGAGAUCCAAGCAAGUUCACAAAGACUCAACUGAAAGUUCUCCAGCUUGAGCGAUUCACAACGAUGAUGGAGCUGAUGAAGGCCCUCAUCGACCACAAAAAGGUGUUUGUUCUGGCCAUGAACGGUCCCGGUGUAGGCGGCGGAGCAGCCUGGUUCCAGGGCAUUGCCGACAUCAUCUUGGCUGCAGACAAUGCUUACCUGCAAGUCCCAUUCAGCUCUCUGGCACUCGUCCCUGAAGCCGGAUCCGCCACCAACCUGGCCAGGCACAUGGGAGUCCACCGUGCAAACGACUUUCUCAUGUUCGGCCGCAAGUUGACAGCCCAGGAGCUGGAGAGCUGGGGCUUGAUCAACCGGUUGUUCCCAGUUGAGGGGUUCCACCAGUCGGUCAUUGAGUUUUUGGAGAAGCAGCUCACUACCAACGAUGGCACCAGUAUGAUGGAGACCAAGCGACUUCAAAAUCUCCCGCUGCGGAGUGAGCGCAUCCUGGCCGUGUAUAAUGCGACCGAUGCUCUUGCAGAGAGACUUGCCAGCGGGGCACCAGCAGCGCGAUUCCAGGCAAAGAAGAUGGAACUUGAAGCCAAGUCCAAAUCCCGGCUUUAA
Molecule: messenger RNA, 831 nt
Organism: Penicillium diatomitis
Lineage: Eukaryota; Fungi; Ascomycota; Eurotiomycetes; Eurotiales; Aspergillaceae
Product: enoyl-CoA hydratase/isomerase family protein
Exons: 5
Coding region: 1-831 (276 amino acids)
Biological process (GO): fatty acid beta-oxidation
Cellular component (GO): peroxisomal matrix
Source: RefSeq, a predicted model, not a curated record